AUGUACGCUAAGUUGAUCGUCGCCGUUUGCAUUGUGGGGGUUGCCCACGGUGGAUACUUGUCCUACGGCAGCCACAGCAUCGCACCUUCCCUGGCCUACUCUGGUGCCAUUCGAUCAUACUCUUAUCCGAUUACCGUCACACGUUCACGAUAUGUCGCUCCUAUUUCAUCCUACGGUCGGAGCUACUCUACCGGAAUCUCCUCAUACGCUUCACAUGGAUACACAGGCUAUGGAACAGGUCCAGUCAUCAGAUCCUACUCAGCUCCCGUGUCCCACCUUUCGUAUAGCGCCCACGGCUCUAACUAUGGCUGGUAA
Messenger RNA from Leptosia nina, 315 nucleotides. The record is from the annotation of a GenBank genome assembly. NCBI's taxonomy places the organism in Eukaryota, Metazoa, Arthropoda, Insecta, Lepidoptera, Pieridae.